Molecule: messenger RNA, 705 nt
Organism: Arachis duranensis
Lineage: Eukaryota; Viridiplantae; Streptophyta; Magnoliopsida; Fabales; Fabaceae
Product: flavin mononucleotide hydrolase 1, chloroplatic-like
Exons: 4
Coding region: 131-532 (133 amino acids)
Source: RefSeq, a predicted model, not a curated record
AAAAGUUUUUAAGGACGGAAGGGAUGUUGAUUUAGAAGAUCAAGUCAUUUCAAAUCAAUUCCAGAUUGGCUACAGUUCUUCCAGAUAAAGUCAUUUCAGAUCAAUUCCAGAUUGUCGAUAUUUUAGUUUCAUGUGUGUUUCCAUCACAGGCCUUAAAACUUGCAUGACAAGUGGAUAUUCAUACAUUGAAGGAAUUGAACAUUUGCUUCUUUCCUUAAAACAAAACAACUAUGAGAUGCAUGCUUUUACAAACUACCCCAUAUGGUACCAAUUGAUUGAAGACAAGUUAGAACUAUCAAAAUAUUUAUCUUGGACAUUUUGUUCGUGUACAUAUGGAAAGAGGAAGCCUGAUACUGAGUUCUUUAUGGAAGCUUUGGAACAUCUUAAAGUUAAUCCAGCAAAUUGUAUAUUUGUAGAUGACAGGUUUCUUCUCUUUCUCUUUAUAUACUGUACACUAUUCGGUUAUUGCCAUCUAUAUGAGAAUCAGUAUUUAACUUUCUUUAGUUCUCAUCCUUUUCGUGUGUAUGAAUGACUAUUUACCUCUGUAUUGAGGAAUGUAUCAAGGGAAAAUGAGUUAUUUUUAUUGAGAAUUGAGAAUAUCUUUUAUGAAAUUAUAUUAUGAAACUUAAAAAUCUAUUGUACCUCCACACACACAUCUAUUAUAGAAGUGGGGUUUAAUUUUGUUAUUUUUGGUUGGUUUAUUUA